Molecule: messenger RNA, 1101 nt
Organism: Scaptodrosophila lebanonensis
Lineage: Eukaryota; Metazoa; Arthropoda; Insecta; Diptera; Drosophilidae
Product: lysosomal aspartic protease-like
Exons: 1
Coding region: 1-1101 (366 amino acids)
Biological process (GO): cell death; proteolysis
Cellular component (GO): lysosome
Molecular function (GO): aspartic-type endopeptidase activity
Source: RefSeq, a predicted model, not a curated record
AUGAAUCUGUUAAUAAUUAUUUUGUGCCUAGUCACUACGCAUGCAAGCUUCCAACGUGUUCCUUUACAACGUUUCAAAAGUGAGGUAAAUAGUCGUCGGCUUCAAUUAAAGGACGGAGAAGGUACCUGUGCAUCGAUUCCCUUGUACAUCUAUCUGGAUGGAGAGUAUUAUGGGAUUAUUUCUAUUGGAACACCACCGCAAAAAUUUAAAGUGAAUUUUGAUACUGGCUCCUCAAAUUUGUGGGUGCCUUCAAAGAAAUGCCGUAAAACCAACAUUGCCUGUCUAAUGCACAAGAAGUACGAUGCAAGAAAGUCACGGACGUACAUUAAAAAUGGAACUUAUUUUUCAUUACAAUAUGGAAAAGGCGCUGUUACGGGUUAUUUGUCCACUGAUUUCCUUAAUAUUGGCGGACUGUGUAUUCAAAACCAAACUUUUGCAGAGGCAACAGGCGUUACAGACAAGUUUUUUGGCUCAACAAUAUCCGAUGGCAUACUCGGUCUAGGUUAUGAAUCGACUUCCGUGGAUGACGUUAAGCCCCCGUUUUAUGCUAUGUAUGAACAGGGGCUAAUCUCUGCACCUGUGUUUUCAUUUUAUCUCAACCGUGACGGAGGCGAACUCUUGUUUGGAGGCUCAAAUCCCAAACACUACUCUGGAAAUUUCACAUACCUGCCAGUGAUGGGGCAGCGCUACUGGCAAAUCAAAAUGGAAUCUGCUUCUAUAGAUGACGUAGAACUUUGUAAGGGAGGCUGCCAAGCUGUCAUUGAUACUGGGGUAUCAUUCAUUAUAGCUCCAUCAGUGGACGCCAAAGCGAUAAAUAAUGCGAUUGGAGCCGCUGACGAUAGGAGAAUUCCCUGUAACAUAACCUCCGAAUUGCCCGUUAUUAAAUUUGUAUUUGGGGACAAGACCUUUCAACUCCAAGGAACGGAUUAUAUACUUCGCCUUACUGAAAUGGGGAAGUCGAUUUGUUUCUCAAGAUUCAUGGGCUUUGACAUGCCAUAUCCGCGUGAAACUAUAUGGCUAUUGGGAAAUAUCUUUAUAAGAAAAUAUUACACAUUGUUCGACAUGAGUAAUCAACGUGUUGGUUUUGCUGAUGCUAAAUAA